AUGUCUAAUUUUAGUAGUUUUACUUUAUUUUAUUAUAUUUGCUGUACUUUUAUACUUUGUGCAGUAAUUCAGGGAAUCGAUAGUGGCGACAGUAAGAAAGUGAAAAAGAAUGAAGAACGCAAACCAUUAUCUUCAAUUUGUAACACCACUUGUUCCAAAGAUAUAAACACCACAAAGACAGGAAACUUCUGUCGCAGUGUCUCCACCACAAAGCUAUAUGGUCGAUGCUGUUACAAUACCACAGAUACAACAAUUUUAGGAAUUGACUUGGAGAACUGCAAUAUGACCAGAGAGAAAUUUUCCGCUGGAAUUAAGAACAUUAAUAAUCUGCGUUACAUAUCAUUACAGGGAAAUGAUCACCUCAAGCAAGUAAAAGGUGAAGAUUUUCACAGAAACACAAAUAUUGAAUACUUGUCUUUACCAUUAGGCAUGGCCUGUCCAGGCAACUUGGACUUCUGGAACAGCAACACUACAGAUAAAGAUGCCACCAUUUGCCAAGGAGAACUAGAUCCUUGUCUUGUCCACAAUGUGACCUGUCCAGAAAACUCACACUGUGUGCAUUCAGGUGUGGGCCUUACAGAAUGUUUGUGUAACGUUGGUUACCAUGGAUACAAAUGCAUGAACCAGGGCACAUUUCCAACAAUACCUUUUGUACUGGGCAUUGCCAUUCCGACUGUUGUGAUAUGUGCACUAUUAUGGGUAACACAGAGGCGAUAUGUCAGACCUUCAAACAAAAAUAAGUAA
This is a messenger RNA of Candidula unifasciata, 744 nucleotides long. Lineage: Eukaryota; Metazoa; Mollusca; Gastropoda; Stylommatophora; Geomitridae. The record is from the annotation of a GenBank genome assembly.